Molecule: messenger RNA, 2335 nt
Organism: Seminavis robusta
Lineage: Eukaryota; Bacillariophyta; Bacillariophyceae; Naviculales; Naviculaceae
Source: the annotation of a GenBank genome assembly
AUCAAAUGGGUGUGCACCCUUGAACGAAGUCAGCUUCAUCGUGAACAAUUGCACACCAUACUAGUACACCAUUUGCGAACACACUGUACUAGUACGCACAAGGAAGCUAGCAACUCUUUGCUUUGAUCAUUGAUCGCUCCGCUAACCAAUUUUGAGCCAAAGGAGUCUUCGCAAAGACAACUUAUUAAUAUCCCAAGGUUUACUGCAUCAUUCAAGCCACAUCAUUAUUCAUUGAUCCUCUACUAGUAUUGCAAAAAGGGAAGCGACAACCUCCGCAAGAGACGACGACACAAAGAGACAAGGCAACAUAACAUACCAGAGCCAGCAUCCUAGACUUUCUUGGUGAACCACGACAACAGGAUGGCACAAGUCAAGACUUCCGCGUUGGCUAAUGAAUCGGAAAGUUUUACAAAUAUUCAUUUUUUCAAAGGGCUGUUUGGUCGGGUUGAAAGGGACACGAUUGCAUUGGGAGGCAGAAAGAACUUUCUGAGAACGGAUACCCUCAUUGUUCGGACUUGCUACAAACAUCUCUUGCCACACAUCCACAAUGAAUGCCAGCCCAAAGUAGGACCAGGAGGCACCGAAUAUGACUGUCACUGCGCGGUAACGGGUACUCCUGGGAUCGGCAAGACGGUAUUUGGCCUCUACCUGCUCCGCCAUUUUAUCAUCCAGAGAGAAACGGUGCUUUACUGGGGACAGGACAACUGUGUAUAUCUAUUUUCAUUUGAUUCAGCGGUCCAAAGAAUUUUUGGGCUGAAAGAAACGGAGGCUGGGAUGGCUCCGGAGGAUGAAGAGAAAAACGGCCAAUCCCGAAAAAUGUAUUGUGGAAAAUGGUCCGUCCCCGAUGGAUCCAGUGUUCGUUGGACUGACUUUUUAAACUGCGCCGACGAAUACAAUAUUAUCUUUAUCAAGGAUCCAGCUGAGGGCGACAAAAGAGUUUCACUUCGGGCACACGAAGUUUCGAGACUCAUCUACAUUGUAUCUCAUGGACACUCCUUGAUUAGUCAUUGGAACUUGAAAGGACACGACUUCGAGUUCUUCUAUAUGCCUCUUUGGACCAAGCAGGAAGCCGAACAAUGCAGGCAAUUUUUGAAGCCUCAGACUCGAAAUGCUGGAUUUGAUUCUCUUGCCAGUUUAUCACAGCAAGAGAUUGACGAUAGGUUCCACAGUUUUGGAGGAAGCAUUCGCGGGUGGGUGUUUCCGGCUCUUUGGGACGAACUCGAUUCCAAAGUAACAGAGGUUGUGCAGCAAAAGGGCGACAAUAUUCUGAAGAAAUCCCCGAACAGUGGAGGCUCUGUUAUUCACAUGGAAGUCGCAUUUGAUAAAAACAGGCCUAUACUGAGCCUUGUAUCACCCCAGCAAGAGGACGCCAUGGAUGAAAGUGAAGAAAGUGACGAAAAUCCGAAUAACUUUUCUGAAUACCAAUACAUUUUUGGUUCUGAAAAGAUAUUGGAUGUUUUAAACGAGAAAUUGCUCCACCAAGGUCAGGAGACACUGAGGCUAUGCCUCCAAAACUGGGCCAGUCAAAAUGGCUUCGAGUGUGUCUAUGGAUCUCUCUUCGAACUACAUUGUCAUCGUCGGUUGGAAAGCCAAAAUGGAAAUCUCAAGCUGAGGAUGCGUAUUGUUUACGAAGAUGCCAGCAGAAACAAUGACAACAUUUAUGAAAUUCUAUUUCCGAAAUUUGAAGGUACUUGCCGGUAUCCAUCAAACGAUCCAUCCAUCCUUGAAGACUGCCGCUACAAUACCAACAAGCUGGGAAUGUACUUCUGGCCCAUCUCCAGCAAUCACCCAACUUAUGAUUCUGCCAUUGUUGUAAACAGAAAGGACCUGCUUGCACAUGGUGAUGAUCAGGAUAUUUUUGGGGAUAAUGUAGGACAGGUCGCGCUGCUGUUGCAAAUGACUGUGUCUGGGGCAACUGGCUUACCUCGUCGGCCCGAACACUCUGUGAAACAACUCAUCAGGGAAAAAUUUGAGGCAGUUUUCAACAAAAGAGUCAACGGUUUUAAGGAAAAGGGGAAAGCCUACACUGCAUUUGUUGUACCAACUGAAUGUUUCAAGCCGUUCUUGUUUCAGGACGAAGAAAAUACGACUGGUCACAGAGCUAGUGUUCAGCCAAAAUGUCAGCUAGUGAUUGAAUUCCCAAACGUCUUCACAUAUAAGAUGAGGUCUCCACGUGCAAGGACAGAGAAGCCGCACAUGUUUGAGCGAAAGAAAAGGAAAGUAUUUCACAAGUAUGAUCAUGCGAUUCAGCAAGCAGAGAUUAAUUUCUGAGCCUCUUCUCGUUGGUGAACCUGCCUUGCAGUCGAUGGUAUGUUGGAGUCUUGUUAUUCCUGUC